AUGCAGUCCGGCAAGUGCAAGGACCUCACGUUCGAAGAAUGCUUGGCGCAGCAUCCCAGUUACUGCUCCUGGGUGUUGGCUCGUGGCGACAAGCUGAGCACGGCCGAGUACGGCGACUUUCUGAACUUCUUGCGCAAUCGCACGCAGGCAGUGUCCACAAGAUGUGAAAAUGGCGACAAGGAAGCUCCAGCAGAUCCUCAGCCCGCGCAUUCAGGCGGGGGCCAUGACUCGGAGUCAGACCACGUCCCAGAUCCGCGAGAUCAAAACAAAGUCGGUUUUGGCAAGCACAAAGACCUGACCUACGCAGAGCUGCUCUCAAAGCAGCCUGCGUAUUGCCUCUGGGUGCAGCAGGCUGCUGCACAAGGGGACAAGGCCGGCGCAGGCAUGCGUGCUUUUGCCGACUACCUCGAAGGAAAGACCAUCGCGGCAGCUUCGAAUCCACAGCGGAAGCCUAGGGCUCGAACAGCGAGUUCCGGAACUUCCCCUGCUAGCGGCCCAAACCUCGCUCCAAACACUGGCAGGGGGACGUUAGCAGAUGGCAGUUGGCUUGUCAACUUCGGCAAGUACAAGGGUUCCUCGUUCUCGGAGGUGUACACGAAGGAUCCUCAGUACUGUGAGUUCAUUACGAACUCGGUCCUCCUCGCAGAUGAUCAAGCCAAGGCCCCGUCCAGAGACUCCUUAGCCUUCACAGCCUACAUUCAGCAUCGUGCGUUCAUCGUCAUCGCCAACACUCUGGAGUCUCAAGGGGUGAGGUUAGAGUACCAGCUGGUUCGUGUACUCCGCAGCAGACUCGCAGGACAGCUGGCAAGAGAGGUCCACAUCGAUGCAGUCAUGAGCGUUGUUGUGUUUGUUUUCGUCGUGGGCGGGGCAAACAAAGGCCCGAUCGGGGGGACGUCGGUGCAAGGAAACACAGGAGAGGGAGGCUCUGUGUUGAUGGGGCCAAAAGUGGAGCACCGAAUUACGCGCUUAGCACCUAUCGAGAUAUUCGUGCACGGCAUACUUCGCAUAGCAGCACGCAUUUGCUCUUUCUUUCUUGCUUUGGUGUGGUGCAAUAUUGCUGGUUUGGUGGAGUCGUGGCAGGUGAAGCAUCUCAGCGAAUGUGGGCGCAAUGGUCAAAGGCGCAACCAGCUCCUAGACGAGCUGCGAAAAAAAGAGGCAGAGGAGUGCACCUUCCAGCCCAAGACGUUGUCGCGAGGAAGCCCCAGGACCUUUUCCCGCCCGGACACAACAGGUGAAGUAAAGUGGGAGCAGCGCUUGGAUCAGCGAAAGAGAGAUCAGCGUUUAAAGCAAGUGGAGGCACAGCACUAUGCAGAACUCACUUUAAAGCCAAAGAUCAGCCCUUUUGCGCAGGCGUGGAGUCAAAAGCAGGCAGAGGCCGUUCGCGAAAGCCCAAGCACGAACAGUGUGUUCGAACGUCUCUACCAGGCAGCUUUGCAACAGGAGGAGAAGCAAACAGCUGCCAAAAGAGAACGAGAGUCCGACCAGGCCGAAUGCCUUUCUCCACCUCCGCCCAUCAGCAACCGCAACUCCCCUCCACGAAGGAUUCCCACUUCCGAGCUUCUCUACAGCGAUGCUUUAGACCGCCGCGAGAGGCUUCGCAUCAUGACGGAGCAAAUGCAGCUGCGGCGCGAAGAGGAAACAAAGGAACGCUGCGCAGUGCUUUACAAGUCGAGCAGGUUGUACUAUCAGCUCAUCGAGAAGCAAAUCAAGGUGGCGAUGACCAAGCUGAAAAGACGUGCAAGCGUGUCAAACCUGACAAAUGGCUGGCGCCUUUUCAAUGUCACGUCUAACUACAAGCGUAACUUUGCUGCAAGUUUCCUGCUGGGAAAGGACUUCCUGGUGCGCUUCAAAUGCAUGAGGGUUGUUCCACUCUGCCCUUUGAUCGGUGUGGCUUCCGAUCCACUGGAGUUUGCCAUGGCUGUCAGUGAUCAGCAAAAUAGCGUCCACCAAGAGCCGCACUCCUGCCGUAGCGGCAGGUCCCGCGACAAGCAGCGGCAGGUGCGCCAUCCCGAGCUGGCAGCAAUGCCGCGCGCGGCACUGAAACCUUCGCAGCUGUUGGCACGGCCAGUGCUGGGUGCAAUGCCCCGGAGCUCCAAUUCGAAGCAGCAGAAGGACGAGGAAUUCAUGACGCUAACUUUGCCGCAUGCAGAUGCAAAAUAUGCAAAUCCGGAUAUUCGCCUGGGCCAGGAAUUUCCCACGCGCUUCUCGCAUUUGAUCUCUUUGGCGCAUGUACUGGGAAAGAUUGCUGGAGACGUUUGUGCAAGCACGCUUGUGCAUAGCGGCAUAGCCUUCGUCGCGCUGGUGGCCUCGCGUUCCAGUACCGACGGGCAGCUUCGCUGGGCAGCCAGUGCAGCUGCAUCUCUUCUGCUGACCUACACAGUCACCCUGCAGCCGGCGAAUGCGGCGGACGUCGUGAAUUACUCGGACUUCCUAGAAUCGGUCAAGAAGGGAGAUGUGGAAAUGGUGCGUGUGCAGAACGACAUGCUUUCAGCACAGUAUACAACGAAGGAUGGCGCCAGACGGGAUGUAAACUUGAUUCCCAAUGCUCAGAUCGAGGAUGAGCUGUUCAACACUUUGGCAGACAAGAAGGUCGACGUAGUCAUGCAAAAUUCUAACGCCGGCGGUUCUCCGUUCGAUUUCCUCGCACGGUUUGCGGGUCCCAUUGCCUGGCUGAUUGCCGGCCUGCUUCUUUUGUUUGGAGGCUUGCCAUUUGGAGGACGUGUCUGCGGCAUGUCGGGAUUCCUCUCCUGCUUCGAGCAGCUUGGAACCUUGGAGGAUGGUGAUACCAAAGUUAAGUUCGCCGAUGUUGCAGGCUGCGAUGGUGCCAAGCAGGAGUUGGUAGAGGUCGUGGACUUCCUGAAAAACACUUCGAGGUAUUCUGAGCUUGGUGCCAAGAUCCCGAAGGGUGCUUUGCUGGUGGGUCCACCUGGCACCGGAAAGACGCUGCUUGCAAAGGCCGUGGCGGGAGAGGCUGGUGUGCCGUUCUUUAGCAUUUCAGCCUCGGAAUUCGUUGAGAUCUUCGCGGGCAUUGGUGCGUCCCGCGUGCGCGACCUCUUCGAACAGGCCAAGAAGUCUGCACCAUGCAUCAUCUUCAUCGAUGAAAUCGAUGCAGUGGGCCGCCAGCGAAGUGCUGGCUUCGGCCAAGGCAACGAUGAGCGCGAGCAGACGGUGAAUCAGUUGCUGACAGAGAUGGACGGCUUCGAGAGCAACAAGGGAGUAGUUGUCAUCGCGGCAACGAACAGGGCUGACAUCCUGGACCAAGCUUUGGUGCGACCUGGACGUUUCGAUCGUCAAAUCCAGGUGGAUCCUCCGGACGUGCAGGGGCGCACCGAGAUUCUCAAAGUCCAUGCCAAGGAUAAGAACCUGGCACCUGGUGUUGACCUUUCUGCGAUAGCUCGGCAGACACCUGGAAUGUCGGGUGCCGACCUUGCGAAUCUCUUGAACGAAGGUGCCAUCCAGGCAGCCAGAUCGAACAAAGCCGAGAUUGACCCUGACGAUAUCUUCAAUGCUCUGGAACGCAUCUCCAUCGGCCUGGAGAAAAAGGAUGCGGUCAUGUCCGAGCAGAAGAAGAAGUUGGUUGCUUACCACGAAGCCGGUCAUGCCAUCUUGGGUGCGUUGAUGAACGACUACGAUGUUGUGGCGAAGAUCAGCAUUGUCCCGCGCGGGCCAGCUGGUGGGGUCACCAUCUUCAUGCCAUCUGAGGAUCGCUUGAACUCAGGCCUCUACUCCAAGGAGUUCUUGGAGAAUCGAAUGUGUGUGGCACUGGGUGGUCGCCUCGCAGAGGAGAUCAUCAAUGGUAGAGACAAUGUCACCACAGGUGCCUCCAACGACUUCCAACAGUGCACGCAGGUGGCCAAGACAAUGGUGAUGCAGCUUGGGAUGUCGCCAGAGAUUGGCCAGCGCCUCCUGGGAGGACAGCAGCAGGGUGGGCCGUUCAUGGGGCGUGAUUUUAUGGGUGGGGGUGCGCCACCAAUGUCCCAAGCUUUGAAGCAAACGGUGGACGCGGAGGUGAAGCGCAUCGUGGACGAACAAUACCAGCGUGGCAUGAAGCUGCUGAGGGACAACAUGUACCUCCUGGACACGUUGGCAAAAACUUUGAUGGAGGAGGAAAAGGUUUCCGGUGAUCAGCUGAUGAAGAUGAUCAACCAAGCGGCUGCUGAAGGCAAGCUCGUUAUGGGCAACAGCAAGAUGGCCGUGGCAGCGUGUGUCAGCGAGAAGGUAGCAGCAGAUGACCUGGAGUCUGCCAGGCUUCAAGCAGCCUUGUGGAGACACCUAGAUCCAAACAAGGUGGGUCAUACGGAUCUGAAAACCGUGACCCUUUUCUUCCACGUGCUGAUGGGCGCAGUUGACGAUGCAGUUCAGAAUGCGGGCAGCGCCAUGGAGGAGCCGGGAGCUUCACCGAGCAAGUCGACUGCUAGUGAAGGUGGCAGUAUCGCCCUGCAAUCCAUCAAUGAAGAGGGCUUUGCAGAGGCAGUUGACAAGGGGGACUCUGUCCUAGCAGCAUUGAGCAAGACUGCCGGCAUUCAGGAAGAUGAAGACCGGCGGCUGGUAGAAUUGCUGCUGCGAUUCGACCCGUUGAGACUGCGAACCGAGUUCCAGCCACUGUUGCUGCACCGCAUGCACUACCAGGGUAUGGCCGCUCAGGCAGAGCAGGAGCGAUCACCUAGGAAGGAGGAAGGGCCCAACGUGGUCAACCCUGUUAUUGAUGCGCAAUCUCGUUCUCUGGCCGAGAAGUUGCUGGAGAAGCAAAAAAGUGAGUCUGGAAAAGCCACACACGCAGAGCUUCUUUUUUGGCGCCACAAGCAAGUUCAGGCGCGAAAAGAGUCCUUAAGAAAGCAGCUCAGCCAGGAGGAGGAAAAGGGUUGCACUUUCCGACCGAAGUGCAAUCCGUCCAAGCCGAAGGACGGACAUGUCGAGAUACAGACACCGCCGGGCAGCACCCGCUCAGAGGUUCUGUAUGCUCGAGGUCUUGCUGAUAAAGAACGGCGGAAGGCCAAGGUUCUUGAGAGCGAGAAGGCCAGAAGCACAGCCGAGGCGCGAGGAUGCACAUUCCGACCAAAUCUCUCCAAGAGCGUCAACAGUUACCACAAGACUCAAAAGAAUACGCAGCAGGUGCCUCGAGGCUUCUAUGAAACGCGCCAAAGAAUACGCGCUGCCUAUGAGAUCCGUGAAAAGGUGUUGCAGCAACAGGAGGACCGCAUGGCCAAGAUCGAGCAGACGGUCCCUUACCAGGUGUCUGGGACAACUUCAGCCCCUCUGGUUGGCAAGAGCCCACUUCCAUCCACAGGCAAUUCGCCCGGCCUCUCUCCUGUGCCUGAGUCCCCGACGAAGGGGCAGCGACCAGGUAAGGCUGCCGCAACAGGGCACACAAGCUUCACACCGCCGUGGCGAAGCGGCAACCAAGCAGACGGUUUGGAGGAGGGCAUACGCACCGAAGCCGAAGGAGGGGGUCUCGAUUCUCAGCCAGCCACUGGAGAUGAAGGCAAUGCCGAAGGCAAUGCCAGUCCAAAGGAGCGGGCUCAGGAGGAUAUUCCACCAGAUGCGCCGCCCAUGCUUUAUGUGGAUGUGAACAUUACUCAGGGCCAGCCGGCCGAAAGGAUCGUUCUGUAUCAGGGACAGAACGUUAGCGAAGUGGCUGCCGAAUUUGCGGCCAAGCACGUUCUGACACCAGCCUUGGCACAGAAGCUGCAUACGCUUCUCCGAGAGGUUGUGCUGAAGCAGGAGCUGCAGAAUCAAGCGAGGCUUGGGGCCUGCGCAGCGGAGCCGCAGAACAGGAUUUAUCGCGGAGAUGGUUUCGUUCCACAUGUGCAGAUACUGUCGCGCUACACCUUCUGGACCACUGCCAUGGCGACCCAAGUCUUGGAGUGUGGAGGGGUUGUAACGUAUCAAUUUCUGUGUGGUCGUGAGAUUGCGCGCAAAGAUCGCUUCGCAACACAGAUGGCCAACUACUGCUACUUGGUGGUGAACACGUUGGAUCGCUCAGCAAUCGCCGUGGAUGCGGCCUGGGACGUGGAAGGUCUUUACAAGUUGGCGGCUGAGCUGGAGGUGACGAUUCGAGGGUGUGUGUACACUCAUUAUCAUUUCGAUCACUGUGGUGGUGACGUCCACCCCAUGUUCACAGGUGGACAGAAGGUGUUCCUCUCUGGGGCCAAAGAAGUGGAAGAUGCUGGAGGGACGAUUUGGGCAGGGCAGGGUGACGCGGAGCAGAUCCAAAAGCAAUGCAGCUUGAAAGAGGUCGUGGCCAUGCGGGAUGGUGAUGUCAUUCCCUGCGGAGACCUGGUUCUGCACAUUCUCCGCACGCCUGGACACACGCCUGGUUCAAUUUGUGUGUUUGCGGCCCCUCGCGGCCUCUCCCCGCGGUCGACGAUUGGCAGCACCGGAUUGAAAGAAGCGCGGACGAAGGCCGAGGCAGGCCUCUUGAUCACAGGGGACACGCUCUUCGUUGGUAGUUGCGGACGGACGGAUUUGCCGGGAUCCGAUCCGCGAGAGAUGAUGAGUUCCCUGGCCAGGCUUAGCACCAUGGAUCCCGCAGUGGUGGUCUGUCCCGGCCACAACUAUGCCGCGGAGCCCUUCACGACCAUUGGUGCCGAACGGGCUCAGAACGAGAUGGUGAUAAUGGGCCUGUCGCACUUUCCAAGUCCGCCUCCGGUACCACCAUGUGCAAUGUGUGGCGAAGGCGGUCAGAUAUGUGGCCCCAAGAAGUUCCGGAAAGGGCGAAAGGUGCGAAUCGUGAACCUCGCGUCAGAAGCUGGCCAGGCCGAUUGCUUAGGAAGUGCUUGUUAUGAUGCAUCUGCGUGA
Symbiodinium sp. CCMP2456 is the source of this 6798-nucleotide messenger RNA. Lineage: Eukaryota; Dinophyceae; Suessiales; Symbiodiniaceae. The record is from the annotation of a GenBank genome assembly.